Molecule: messenger RNA, 414 nt
Organism: Penicillium cataractarum
Lineage: Eukaryota; Fungi; Ascomycota; Eurotiomycetes; Eurotiales; Aspergillaceae
Product: mitochondrial import receptor subunit TOM22
Exons: 4
Coding region: 1-414 (137 amino acids)
Biological process (GO): intracellular protein transport
Cellular component (GO): mitochondrial outer membrane
Source: RefSeq, a predicted model, not a curated record
AUGGUCAAGCUUACUGAGGUCGAGGAUGAGCACUUCACCGACAAGCCCAUCCCCAGCAAGAACGAUGCCCUGCUGGUUUCCGAUGACGAGGAGGAUUACACCGACACCGACUCCGAGAUCUCCAACGAUGAGGAGGAGGACUUCGAGCUCGAGGAGGAGUCCCUCUACGAGCGUAUCUCUGCCUUGAAAGACAUCAUCCCCCCGGCGCGCGCCGCACCCCUGUCCUUCAGCGGCAAGGCCCUUUGGAUCAUCAGCACCAGUGCUUUCCUGAUCGGUGUCCCAUGGGCGUUGGCCUACGCCGAGGAGGAGCAGUACAUCCAGAUGGAGCGGGAGCAGGGCAUGAUUAAGGGUGCCAACGAGAUGCUCACGCCCGGCGCCGAGCCCGAGAAGCAGGGUGUUCAGGCCACUCUGUAA